Messenger RNA from Rhodofomes roseus, 991 nucleotides. RefSeq lists its product as uncharacterized. Gene Ontology annotation, cellular component: mitochondrial matrix. Bases 13 to 786 code for a protein of 257 amino acids. Gene Ontology annotation, biological process: DNA damage response; fatty acid metabolic process. NCBI's taxonomy places the organism in Eukaryota, Fungi, Basidiomycota, Agaricomycetes, Polyporales, Fomitopsidaceae. The transcript has 5 exons. The record is from RefSeq and is a predicted model, not a curated record.
GUGACCACGACCAUGUUCACGCGCAAGCUAGCCUGCAGCCCCCGCCUUAUUGCCUCACGCUGUUCCGUCUGCGCACGAUAUGUCUCAACAGCCACUGCGAGCCUUCAACAGGCUAGACAGUCAGGGCUGCCGACAGACUUUCAGUGGUUCCCAAACUUCUUCUCGACACGUGAACAGUACGCUCUGCUAGACGCUGCUCUUCGGAAACUGGAUGUCACGGAGAAUAGGCAGUUUAGGCGACGGAGGAAGGAGCUUAUGAAGGCUCAUUCAUCGACUCCUGUCGCGGAUAGCGGAGAGUCUGUGCAAUCUCUCUUUCUGCCCGACGAGUACUACGACUUCCAGGAGGGCCAUUACGAUGGUGUUAUAAGACGAUAUCGUGAGAUGCAUGUGUCGUCUUGGCCCCAGGACGUAGAGGGGCUGCUGCCUGCCCUGGACCGUCUACGCGACAUCUACCCAAGUCCCGACAUUCAGACGCAUCUACUACACCUUGCUUCUGAUGGAGAGAUUCUCCCUCAUGUAGACAACGUCGGGGCCAGCGGAUCGUGGAUACUGGGCAUAAGCCUCGGGGCAGCGCGUGUUCUCAAGCUUGAACACCCUGUCAAUUCCGACGAGGUCUACACAUUAGCCCUUCCAUCUGGAAGCGUAUACAUCCAGAGAGACACGACCCGAUACGACUUCAAGCAUUCAAUACUCUUGAAUGGGCAGUUCGAGGGAAAACACUACAAUGGUGGCCAACGUAUGAGUAUCAUGAUUAGGGACCGUUUCAAGGAUAACGGAGCGCAAUGAGUGAUGAUGUACCCCUUGAUGACAACCGCUUCCCAUGUCCUCAAGGUCGAGCGGAAUGAAGGAAGAAGGGACUUCUCUCUAAGCUUGCACUUGCUGGAACGAACAGUGGACAAGUUUAUGUGCGCCGACCCAGAGCCUGAGCACAAUUUCACGUUGAGAUAUAUUUAUCGUGAGUCUAUGCCCUUGUUGCGCUCUUGCGCAAAGG